Messenger RNA from Colossoma macropomum (tambaqui), 3644 nucleotides. It is a transcript of the gene zfpm2b, whose product is annotated as zinc finger protein, FOG family member 2b. Gene Ontology annotation, biological process: cell differentiation; heart development; negative regulation of transcription by RNA polymerase II. Gene Ontology annotation, cellular component: nucleus. NCBI's taxonomy places the organism in Eukaryota, Metazoa, Chordata, Actinopteri, Characiformes, Serrasalmidae. The coding region runs from base 218 to 3523 and encodes 1101 amino acids. The record is from RefSeq and is a predicted model, not a curated record. Gene Ontology annotation, molecular function: RNA polymerase II-specific DNA-binding transcription factor binding. The transcript is spliced from 8 exons.
GGGGAGACCCUAAAGAGGGGGGUGGGCUGAAAACAAACACAGGAGGCAGAAAUCAGCUGGCGUUUGGGGGUCUUAGCUGCCUCACGCGCGCUUAAAAGACGCUGACUUUUUUAUUUUAAUUUUUAUUUUUUUUAGCUUUUUUUCUGUUUUUGGAUGAAAAGCUUCAGCGCGACUCCACAGCUGGAUUCAGAAAGAAGAGGAAACAGCUGCAGCAGAGAUGUCCCGCAGAAAACAGAGCAAACCCCGGCAGUUCAAACGAGCGUUUGGGAGCGUGCAGACAGAGUGUGAGGAUGGAGUGUGUGAGGAGAUCCUGAAGGAGGAUGAACCACAUGCGGAAGAAACACACACACCGUUCUCUUUAGACCCUCAGAACUUCAGUGGUAAAGACGAAGACUUUUCCAAGAAAGGUGAUGCGUGUGGAGGUCAGGAGGCGGGACAGGAGGACAGUGAAGGAGGAGAAGAGAGGGUUCGGUCCAGCCCGCCUGAGUCAGAGGACUGGGACGGCCCGAGAGAGUUGGAGGUGGUCAGUGAUGGAGGGGAAAAAAGCGUUCAUACUCGUCAGCUGCUUCCCCCAGGCACCACGUGGGGGCCUUUCCCAGGAAAAAUAGAAACAGCCGCAGGAGGAAACGAUGCUAUGCCGUUGGUGGUGAGUGGGGGUCCGCGAUGGCUGGGGGAGAUGACGUGGGUCAGCGCAGAGGACUCCAGAAAUAACUGCAUGGUUUACAGUAAAGGAGGACAGAUAUGGUGCUCUACCACACGGAGUGUGAUGGAGGGGGAGGAGCUUGCGGCGUGCGCUGUGGAUUUCUGCCCUCAGUUCCAGACAGCAGGCUCCGCCCCCCAUGGGCAGGGCAUGUACCCGGCCAGGCUGCUGGACGGCAUCCAGCUCCUCCCCCAGCAGGCCGCCAUGGCCUCCAUCCUGCCCAACGCUAUCGUGAACAAAGACAUAUUUCUGUGUAAAGCCUGCGGCAUCUGGUUCAGGAGUGAGAGGAACCUGCAGGCCCACCUCAUGUACUACUGCAGCGGACGACAGAGGGACCCUGAGAUGGUUGCAGAGAAACAGACUAAUACAGGCCAUCAAAUGCCUCGCAUCUGCACAUACCCACAAUGCAACAUGAGCUUCUCGGGGUCGCACGCUCUAGAAAUGCACCUGUCCACACAUACUGCUUUCAAGACUGAGGAGACACCUGCUGGAAGCAGUCUGAAAUGCACUAUUUGCGACUUCACAGCUGACACUCUUGUGGCUCUCCAGCCCCACAUCCUGUCCCAUCUAUCUCAGAGCGGACUCAGGUGCGGCCACUGCCACUUCACUUUCCAGACGCCCCGAGAGCUGUCCAAACACCAGGAACUGCACAGACACGGUAGCAAGCUUGCUCAAGAGAGCGAAACGGAGCCAUCUAAAAACCUCGGUGCCGACAGUCCGAAGCACGGUAGACGCGAUUCAAGCAGGAAGGACACCAUAGAAAGUCCAGCUUGUCGAGAAGUGGUUCAAAACACGGAGCAAGAGAACGGAGAACAGGGGCAGUCAGUCACAAAGGCAGAGGUCAACUCAGGAAACAGAGCCAGCUUCUCCUACACGAGAGUGAAAUCUGAGCCCUCCAGCCCCCGUUUGGCUUCUUCUCCAAUCCAGCACCAUAUAACCCCAGCAUUUCCAAUGCCGCCCUUCAUGCCCCAUGUUCCGUUCUCACAGGAAAUAACUGCUGUCCCACAGGCUUCUGAGAUACUGGCUAAAAUGUCAGAGCUGGUCCAUCGAAGGCUGCGCCACGGUGGCAAUACUUACCCCCCAGUAAUGUACAGCACGCUGGUCCCAAAAGGAGCAACAUGCUUCGAAUGCAAUAUUACUUUCACCAACCUCGAUAACUAUUUGGUUCACAAGAAGCACUACUGUAACAGUCGUUGGCAGCACAUGGCCAAGCCGCAUGACUACACCAGCAUUUUGGACAAAGCAGCAGACCCACUGAGCCCUAAGACUGGGGGCAGUUUAGCUAACAUCCUUAAUGCCGGCCAUCCCUCUGAGGUUAAAGGUCCCGAUUCCACACAAUUUAACCCGUGUGACGCUUUCAGCGCAGGAGGCAAAGCUCCCGAGGAGUUUCAAGUGCAGGUUAAAAAAGCAUCGACUCCAUCUGGUGCAGAGGACAGGCAGAACGGCAUGCAGUUAGACUCGAAGAGUCCCAAAACGUCCCCGACAGAGAACGAGAAGGACCUCAGCCAAACUACCUGCGAUGCCUGCAAGAUCACCUUCAGUCGCCAUGAAACCUACAUGGUGCACAAGCAGUAUUACUGCGCCACCCGCCACGACCCACCCAUGAAGCGAGCGAACAGCAACAAAUCACCAGCCAACCAGAAGUCAGUGCGAGCUCGCAAGAGAAGGAAGGCGUACGAGAUGGCGGUUCACGAUCAGGAGCAAAUGCAACCCAUGGGGCCGCCUUCUUACCUUGGGAUGCCGACUAUCAGUAGCGCUUUCAUGUCCCAGGAUGCAAUGGAAAGUUUCAAGGACCAGAUUCAUCAGCGGUACAGCAUGAUCCAGGGUUUGGUUCCCAAACAUCCUGAACCUUCCCUGACAGUCACAAAAUCAGCCCUUGUGUCAAAGUGCAAUGCAAUAGCCCAAGAGGAAGGUGACGCGCCCAUAGAUCUUAGCAAGAAAUGCAUGGCGCAGUUUGGUAAGAUGUCACUCCCGGCAAAGGCGCUCAUGGACUAUCAUGAAUGCGCAGUCUGCAAGAUAAGCUUCAACAAAGUUGAGGAUUACCUUACCCACAAACAAAACUUCUGCCCAGGUACUGCUUUGGACAACAAGCCUCCGAGCGUCAAAAAAGAAGGUUCCAGAAAUGCAAACGGUGCCACAGAAAAGUCCGGCUUCGAGCAUCCAGUUCAGAAUGCCAGCACUGUCCCGGUACAUGCUGUGACAACAUCUGAUGUUGGAACAUCUCCUGAGGUGCAUCCAAUCUCCAUAAAAGAAGAAAGCAGCAUGCAGUCUCUCGAGAGCUACUCAAGCGCAGCUAAGAAAAUGAGACCAGAUGAGCAGAUAUGGCCGUAUUACGAGAUCAAACCGGCCGAUUACGCCACAGGGAUGCUCGGUACACAAAGCGAGCGGAGGCAGAGCCCGAAUGAGGGCAGUGAAGGCGAGAAAGACCAACCGAUGCCAGACGGGAGCCAUAUUAGCACUGAAGAUGGUGAGGAGAACCUGAAAAUCACAGCCAUGGGCCAGACUUUGGCCUUAAAUGACACCCUCCAGCCUGAGAAGCCAGCAGAUCCAGAAAAGGAGCCCACUCCAGAUAUCCACUUGAGUUCCUCAAGCCCAGAGGCAGAAGGCUCUACGAAAACCAACGAGAGCAUAUCGGCUUCAUCACCAACCUCCAAGACUGAGGAGAUCCCACUGAGCAUUAAGAAAGGCUUGAACGGAUCGCUCUCCACGACGGCUAACGUCAAGUACUGCCGUCCUUGUGACAUCCAGUUCAAUAACUUGUCAAACUUUAUAACGCACAAGAAGUUCUACUGCUCGGCACAUACGACAGAGCAUGUGAAGUGAAUCCUUACUUUUUAUCUCGAUGCACCGUGCCCGUUUACACAACAGCAGGCGGACAAUCAAAUCAGGAGAUUUAUCCUUCAGUGAUUUAAUAGUGAAUUUUGAAAUGUUUGUUGAAAGAGUA